GCGUCUCAGGGCGGACACUGUGCUAUCAGCGCUCCACUCGCAUGUUUUGAUUCCUCAAAGUUACAGUCAGUGGACUAGCUGUAAAAUGUCCACAGUAACGCAACCUGCCAAUGACCAGUAUGUUUUUCGUCGACGUGAGUUUGAAGAGCAGCCGCCAGAGAACCAGAGAAGAUGGCAUACUCCUCAACAACACGUCCACGGUGCACGGCAGACCGCACUACACCACCAGCGACACCGGGCUGAUGGCAGCCGGCCCCGACCUGGACCUCCCAGUGAUCCCAGCGCCAGAUGGCCCCACGUAGAUGACCCCACCACCAGACAGCCUCAGCUGGACGACUGUGAGCGGAUGGGGACUCUGUUUGGGAUGCUCAACAAGUGUCUACGUGGGAUGGGCUUCAGCCAGAUGUACUUUGGGGACAAGAUUGUGGAACCAGUUGUGAUUGUGUUCUUCUGGCUGCUGCUCUGGUUCCUGGGCAUCCAGGCACUGGGACUGGUGGGAACUCUGUGCAUCAUCAUCAUCUACAUCCAGAAGUAAUUGGAGUGGAUGAUCAGAGUGGAGCCUGCUGUUUUUCUGUGUUUAUUGCUUACAUAUGCGGGACUCAUUUCAUGCUAAUGGAUGUUUGGAUUGGAAUCUGCAGUGGAUCUGUGCUUAUAGGGGGGCGGCUGUGGAGAGGGCUACACUGCUCUGUAGUGAUGGGGGCUAAGCAGGUUUCUAGAAAUGGUUUGUUCACUCAGAGUAGAUCCAAAGCUGGGUCCAUUCUUCAAGAUUAUCUGGUCAGGAGCUUCUCCUCCCUCAGUAAUAGGAGAGGUGUUGUCCUGCUGCCUCUGCUGUUAUUGUGAUGUAAUGGUAUUGAUCUGCUGAUUUAGGGAAACAGGAAGAUAUUGCAGGAAAUGGUUUGUCUCUGUUUGUAUCAGAGGCUACAGAGUGAAGACCUGGAGUCCCAGCAUUCAGGAAACAGAACUGCACACAUGUCUGUGUAGCGUGUUUCACUUAAAGAGAUCUUUGUUAACAUACAGUAUGUGAAUGUGGUGUGCAAGCGCAGCACUUAUAUGCCUCCAAUAAUCACUUAUAACAAAACAGUGUCUGAAUGUAACGCUGACAUGCAGUACACAUUAUGUUCUUCUGAAACCUUUUAGCUAUGAAAUAUUUACCUACUUUGAGAUAGAUACUAGGGAUGCACAAUAUAUUGAUGGCUGAUAAAUGACAAAAAGUUAUUAUUGUUAUUCCAUUGUCAGGUAAUGCACAGACUUUUUGCAGCAGCUGUGGAGAGGGAUUCCAUCUGUGAAACUUAAGCCCCGUUUCCACCCAACACUUUCGGUAUGGUACCUUUGAAACCAAAAGUAACCCUUCAGACAUGGUACCUAGACCCUAGGUACAUUUUCAUCACAGACAGUACUCUGAAAUGUGGGCGCGGCCGUUGUCACUCACUGCUUUGUCCACCACUCGCUGUAUUUCCUCGUCCCCGGUGCCACAGAGGGAAGUCUGCACCGCAUUUAUC
Epinephelus lanceolatus (giant grouper) is the source of this 1499-nucleotide messenger RNA. RefSeq names its product family with sequence similarity 241 member A (gene fam241a). Gene Ontology annotation, cellular component: intracellular membrane-bounded organelle. The record is from RefSeq and is a predicted model, not a curated record. Lineage: Eukaryota; Metazoa; Chordata; Actinopteri; Perciformes; Serranidae.